Sinocyclocheilus anshuiensis is the source of this 4342-nucleotide messenger RNA. RefSeq names its product E3 ubiquitin-protein ligase MIB2-like. The record is from RefSeq and is a predicted model, not a curated record. NCBI's taxonomy places the organism in Eukaryota, Metazoa, Chordata, Actinopteri, Cypriniformes, Cyprinidae. Gene Ontology annotation, molecular function: ubiquitin-protein transferase activity; protein binding; zinc ion binding. The transcript has 19 exons. Gene Ontology annotation, biological process: protein ubiquitination. Gene Ontology annotation, cellular component: cytoplasm. Bases 99 to 3101 code for a protein of 1000 amino acids.
UCUGAGUCUCUGAGUUCCCAAUCAGAGCAAAGUUCACCCCAAAACAAACAGCUGUGGACGGCUGAGAGCGAGGUGAGCGUUGAAGCAGGACAGCGAGGAUGAUUCGAAGCGUUCUGAAACGAAUGGCCUUCACCCCUGAUCUGUCUCCAGAGACCCUUCCGCUCGCGGCGCCUCGAUCCCCAGCAGCCACCGCCGGCCCGCGAGCGCACCGCAAGCCCAGCGAGGGCCACAGCGGGCAGCCGGCGCGCGGAAGCAUGGAGGUGGGCAUGCGCGUGGUGCGCGGCCUGGACUGGAAGUGGGGGAACCAGGAUGAAGGAGAGGGGCACGUGGGCACGGUGGUGGAGAUCGGCCGGCAGGGCAGCACCACUACGCCCGACAAAACUGUGGUGGUGCAGUGGGACAGCGGCACUCGCACGAAUUACCGCACCGGAUACCAGAGCGCCUACGACCUGCUGCUGUACGACAACGCACAGAUCGGUGUCCGACAUUCAAACAUCAUCUGUGACAGCUGUAAGAAGCAUGGCAUCAUGGGAAUGCGCUGGAAGUGUAAGGUGUGUUUCGACUACGACCUGUGCACUCAGUGCUACAUGAACAACAAGCACGACCUGACGCACGCCUUCGAGCGCUACGAGACGGCGCAUUCGCACCCAGUGAGCUUGACGCCGAGACAGAACCUGUCCAGAAUCAUCCUGAAAGGAAUCUUCCAGGGGGUGAAGGUGGUGCGGGGGCCCGACUGGGACUGGGGCAACCAAGACGGUGAGACUCACUCGCUAACACCUCUGGAUCUGUUCAAUGCAGCAUCUGUAGAGCUUAUAGAAAAGACAACCUCGGGUCGUAGCGUGGCUAGUGUCACCUGGUCCAGCGGAACCACAAAUGUCUACAGAAUGGGCCACAAGGGCAAGGUGGAUCUGAAAUACGUGUCGGAUGUGCAGGGAGGAUACUACUACAAGGAGCAUCUGCCCAAAUUAGGUAGGAGCGGCUGUAAAACACAGCCAGCGAACAGUCACUCGUUCCAGCAGGGUGAUAAGGUCAAGUGUCUGUUGGAGAUGGAGAUCCUCAGACAGAUGCAGGAGGGUCACGGCGGCUGGAACCCAAAAAUGGCAGAGUACAUCUCCAGAAUCGGCACCGUGCACAGGAUAACGGACCGCGGCGACGUGCGAGUCCAGUACAGUAACAACAUCCGCUGGACCUUCCACCCCGGAGCCCUGACCAAGGUGAACACGUUUGCUGUGGGUGAGCUGGUGAAGGUGCUGGAUGACAUUGACAGUGUGAAGAGACUCCAGGUGGGCCAUGGAGAGUGGACAGACAGCAUGGCUCCAGCUCUGGGUCAGGUCGGGAAGGUUUUGAAGGUGUAUGCAGACGGUGACCUGCGCGUGGCGUUCGGAGGUCAGACGUGGACCUUUAACCCCGCGUGUCUCUCUGCGCAGCGUGGCGAGGUCGACGCCAAUCUGAUGACGGCUGAGAACUCCAGCGAAUCAGGAAGUACGGUCAUUUCAGUCCUGGAGAAGCUGCUCUCUCAGUCCACGGAGCAAGAUCAUCCAGGCCGGCUGGUUAUCGAGGCGGCUCACGGGAAUGCCGUUAAAGUGCGUGAACUGGUGCAGAAAUACCCUGAGAAGGUGGAUAUUAAGAACCAGGGGAAGACGGCUCUGCAGGUGGCUGCCCAUCAGGGACAUGUGGAGGUGGUGAAGUUUCUGCUUCAGGCCAACAGCAGCAUUGAAGCUAAAGAUGAGGACGGAGAUGCUGCGCUACACUACACAGCAUUCGGGAAUCAGGCAGAAAUCGCACGCUUGCUGCUCAGUAAAGGAGCCAGUGUGAACCUGCUGAAUAACUCCAUGUGUACGGCGCUGCACAUCGCUGUCAAUAAAGGCUUCACGGAUGUGGUGAGAGUGUUGACGGAGCACUCAGCAGACAUCAACCUGCAGGAUUCAUAUGGAGAUACACCCUUACAUGACGCCAUUGCCAAAGACUUCAGGAGCAUCAUUGAGAUCCUGACUGUGGUGCCCAACAUUGAUUUCACGCAGCAGAACAACCGCAGCUUCAACCUGCUGCAGCACGCCGCUCUGAAGGGCAACAAACUAGCGACGGAGAUGAUCUUGGCUCGAGCGCGACAGCUGGCUGAUGUUAAGAAGGAAGAUGGGUUCUCUGCUCUGCAUCUGGCCGCCUUGAACAACCACCGAGAUGUAGCUGAGAUUCUCCUCAAAGAGGGUCGCUGUGACAUCAACAUCCGCAACAAUCGCAAUCAGACGCCACUGCAGCUGGCUGUGACUCAGGGUCAUGUGGCUCUAGUGGCCCUGCUGGUGACGGAGGGGGCAGACGUCAACGCAGAGGAUGAGGAUGGAGACACAGCCAUGCACACGGCUCUCAGCCGCCAGCAGCUGGCCACCGUCAUGAGCAGCGGCGAGGGCGAAGGAGCGCUGCUCUACAGAAGGCUGUGUAGCUCAGGGCUGAUGGGAAACACGGAGCUGAACGUAGGAGCUGCUAUCGCUUGCUUCUUGGCACAGGAAGGGGCCGAUAUCAGUUAUGCCAACCAUAAAGGUAAAAGCCCACUGAACCUGGUUGCAGACAGCAGCGUACAAACUCUCAUCAGGAGCUUCGCAGAAAAACACAGGCUUCAAGCCGUCACGUGUGGCACGGGCACGAGCAGCAGCAGUCUCAGGCGAGUGCACACUACACCCAACACCAUGACCAACCUGGCCAUGCCCAGCGCGACGGGCCCCAGCGAGUGCCUGAUCUGCUCCGAGCUCGCACUGCUGGUGCUGUUCUCUCCAUGUCAACACAGCGUCGCCUGUGAGGAAUGUGCUCACAGAAUGAAGAAAUGUAUCCGGUGCCAGGUGACAAUAACAAAGAAAAUUCGACAAGACCAGACGGAGGUGGAGUGCAGCCCCAGCUCGGAGAACUCGGAGAAGCACAACCUGCUGGAGCAGCUGCAGUCGCGCUACAGACAGAUGGAGGAGCGCAUCACCUGCCCCAUCUGCAUCGACAACCACAUCAAGCUGGUGUUCCAGUGCGGCCACGCCUCCUGCAUCGACUGCAGCGCCGCGCUCAAGACCUGCCCCAUCUGCCGGCAGACCAUCCGCGAGAGGAUCCAGCUGUUCGUCUGAGCCUCAUCAUUCAGCCAUGAAGCAGGACCGCGAUCCCUGGAUGGACCACCAAUGACUGCGGUUUGGAUCGGUGUCGUCCUCUGAGUAGCAUGUGGACAUCUGCUCCGACGACCUACAGUAUUACCGAGUGAAGAGGAGUUUAUACACUUCGUGCCGCUGAAGCGCUAGAUUAUAGCGAACCGUAAAGUAUCCCCAGCAUGCAACGAGAGCUGACGUGUCACAUCAGCCCUCUCACAAAACCUGUCGGGACCUGGGCCAUAUUUCACACUAAAAUCCACAGGAAGAAAUCAUGUUGUGCAAGAAAAAGUAAAUAUUGAGAUAUUUAGCGCUGCAUAAUAAAAUGAUAUGAUUUUAGUUAUCCUAGAUUCAUAAUGUAAUUUAUUGCUUUUGUUUGUGUGAUUUUCGGGUGAAAUAUGACCUGGUUUGUUUCCAUCAGAUCCCACCAUAUACGGUGAUCCAGGGCUUGCUGCUUCAAACACUCACUUCAUUCGGAGUCGUUAAAGUGCAGCACUUCAUCGGUCGUGUCCCAGCGUCCCCGAGAAUGCCGUUCACAUCAUUUGCCAUCGUUUGUCCGAGGGUGAUAUUGUACAGAUGCCUGUACCUUACCUCUCGCAGAGCUAGAACUUACACAAGCUUUCCACGAGCAAGAGAUAUACAUAAUGCAUGCUGGUGAGCGUAUUAUCUACGUCAUAUAUAGUGUCACGAAUACCAUUUGUAGUGUUAUAAGUGCAGACGACCUGUAAUUUUUACCCUGUGUCUGUGCGAGGGUCUGACUGAAAGACCCUUAAUAACAUAAUAGUAAUUCAUUUGUGGCAGCAAAGGUGCUGAAUGCUUCCUAAUACUAGGAGUUCUUUAGUUUUUCCUCAGGUUUAUGCAAGUCAGUUCAACUCAGAAUGCAAGAAAUCCCCCAUUUGUAAACUUUACUAAACGUGCAACCUUAUCCACUGGCAUUGCAUGACAUUAUAUAAAGUGCUUAUUAGCCUCAUAUCUCCCAAAGUAAUGUUUUGCCUAAAUGUAUUCUGAGAUUGAAAGUAAUGAAUUGGGAACUCUUCAAGGUUGUAGGUGAUUGCACCUAUAGAACCCAUAGAAUUUACAACUUUAUGAUUUAAAGAAAUCAUCACUGCUGUCAGUAUUUACCCCCAUGUCACUCAAAACCCGUAUGCGUUUAGUGUGUGAGUGAGUGAGUGAGUGAGUGAGUGAGUGAGUGAGUGAGAGAGUGAGUGUGUGUGUGUGUGUGAGUG